AUGGAUACUAUGAAGUGGUUCUUUCAUAAUGAUAUACAAGGUACUCAUUUAUUAUUCGAAACCUUUCAAUUGGAAAACGGAUGGAACCUUCUUGCUAGUUAUAUAUUCAUCGUAUUUCUUUGUUGGUCUGAACGUGGUUUAACUUAUUAUCUCGAUCAACUUGAAUACAAUAAUACAAGAUCUAGAUGGAGAAAAAUCAUAACACGAACUUUACUCUAUGGAUUGGUUACUGUCUUUCGUCUUUGGUAUAUGUUGAUUACAAUGUAUUUCAAUAUUGGACUUUUUAUUAUGGUGGUUGUGUCACUAUGUUCUGGUCAGUUAGUCAUAGAAGUCCUCAAGUCUUCAACAAAUACACGAUAUGCAAACUAUGAUCAACCUCAAUAUGAAAAUCAAAAACAUCUUGGCAAUAGUUUUGAAGAAGAAGGAGAGCAUGAUAAUUUAGAUCGUCCCUUACCAGAAACUCCUUCUUUUGAAUAUACUGCUUCAACCGCUUCCCUUCAUCCUAAAUAA
Halteromyces radiatus is the source of this 510-nucleotide messenger RNA. RefSeq lists its product as uncharacterized. The transcript has 4 exons. The record is from RefSeq and is a predicted model, not a curated record. Gene Ontology annotation, cellular component: plasma membrane. Gene Ontology annotation, biological process: intracellular copper ion homeostasis; copper ion transmembrane transport. The coding region runs from base 1 to 510 and encodes 169 amino acids. Lineage: Eukaryota; Fungi; Mucoromycota; Mucoromycetes; Mucorales; Cunninghamellaceae. Gene Ontology annotation, molecular function: copper ion transmembrane transporter activity.